GCGGUGAAGUCACAGCCUGGCACCCUCUUGGACAUUUCACCCAUUAAGGAAAUCAUGGUUUGGGAUUAUUAUCUAUAGAGAUGUUUUUUCAACUUUAUUUUAAAGAUUUUUUUAGUCUGUCAGCUAUUGGUGUGUGUGUGUGUGUGUGUGUGUGUGAUUUGUAAGCGUUAAAAGGGAAAUCUCCCCGAAGAACUCACUCUAGUCGUGGAACGAAUGGCAUCUAGCCCAGUCAUUUGGCCCCGGCUCUCUUCCUUUUGGCUUUCCCAAGUGAUCUGUGUCCCCUCCUCCCCUGGGUGAAACUGCAGGUCCACACCCUUCUCUCCUGGUUUCAGGUAGCAGCCGGGGAUUGUGGGUAAUGUAGUUCACCCCCCUUUACGGAUUUCUGGUUGGGCAAGACUUGAGCAGGAACAGGAGGACUUCGAGUCCCAGACGGCACUGUGAGCGGGAGCAGUUAGCCACCGAACUAGGUGUGUUGCAGGAGGAGAUCACUGAGUUCCUCUCGGGAGAGUGGCUCAUUUUUCCACCUUUGCGGAGCAGAUCUCUGUCCCCUGCCCCCAAGCCCUGACUGGUGCCUGGGCUGAAGCUGCUGGGGCUUCUUUCCAUACCUGAACUUCCCACUUAGAAAGCAAGUCUAAGGUUCAGAAUGAUCUUGGAUCUCUUCCACUUGUGUUUGAUCCCCAAGUCCCAGUCAUAAAGAAGUGUCAAUGAGUCACGUCAGCUGCCAAAGGACAGACGGACCCUGACCGGCUAACGUCAUAGCAAGAGCACAGCUGGACGACAGGGUGCGACGAAGAGAGGUGACUGUCUAACACGGUUCCAACCAUUCCAUCUGUAGGCACAGCAAUUCAUGGAGGAGAAGAAAGUGAUGAACACUAAGAGGAGACGUCAAGAUUAGGCCUGCCCCAUGGCCAAUUCCCCCGGCAAAGAGAACCAUCCUGUAUAGCAAAGAAUAUUUUUAAAGAAUCCAAAAGAGAAAGAAAGAAAAACAAAGAAAAGGAAGAAGAGAAAAAAAGCAGGAAAUGUAAUUAAUUUGUUGCAAAAUAAUCUGAGAGAAUAUGCAAUGUUCUAUUCCUAUGGACCUCCCACUCUUGCAAAGGAUUAAAGGGUAAAAGAAGAAAGGACCAUUUUGGAGAAGAAAUAUAACAAUAGCUAAUACCUCAGCUGGAAAAAUGGCAGCCAGUGGACAGGCUUCCUUAAAGUCUGAGGUGGUCCCACGAUGUAAGUCUGAAGGAAAUUUGUUGGAUGAACAAAACUUCUUCACUCACUAUGACAUGGAAGAUUGCCAAGACAACAAUUUCCUUCCUGAUUGGUCUGGUGUUAGUCCCCAGAAUGUUGGUCCUAUUUCCAAGACAACCAAUCCAUUCUGGAAUGAACUCUCUGCUUCUAAUCCAUUCUUGGAUGACGUAGCUCAGUUAAGAAAUACUGGGAAGAAUACAAAUGUGUCCAUCUUAAAGGAAGACCCCUUUCUCUUCUUUCGAGAAGGAGAAGAGGAUAGUUCUUCAGGUGAUGAAUUAAUUUUCCACCAAAUGCUCAGGAAGUCUUCAUCAAAGAAAUCUGGGAAAUCCAAGAGCAUUUCAGAACUUUUGGAUAUGGUGGACAGAACAGCAAGUAUAGAAAUAUCUGACCAGAUUUUACCUCACGACAUGGAAUGGCUUCAACAUGACCGAGAAGCUUAUAAAAUGGCCUGGUUAAGUCAACGUCAGUUGACUCGAUCAUGCCUGGAUCUGAACACAAUGAGUCACAGUCUUGGUUGGGCUCAAACCCAAGUGGCAGACACUGUCAUUGUUUGUAAAUUGGGCUCUGAAGGAGGCUCAGUGCAACUUCCAGGGUCACACAUCACUGUGCAUGUGCCUCAGGGUCAUGUAAGAACUGGAGAGUUCCAAGAAGUUACUCUGAGGGCUUUUCUGGACCCUCCAAAAACCCUGAAUCAUGAUCUGUCAUGUACUGUGAGCCCACUGUUGGAAAUUACAUUAAGUAAUCUCAAUACAAUGGAAGCCAUUUCGUUAGAAAUGGAAAUCUCAGCUGAAAAGAGGCAGGACCCUUUUAGCCAAGUCAUGGGGACAUUGACUUGUUUGUAUAGCUCUAAUAAAGGGGGACCAUUCAGAGAACUUAGUAACUGCUACAUUUACAAUGACAUGAUCCAAGUGAAAUUAUUAGAAUUAAGUAAUGUGAUGUACAUAGUGGCUGUAGCUCAAUGCAAAGCCAUUCAGGCACCAGCCACAAGUGUGUGGGAUUUUAUCCACAAAACUAUUCAUGUUGGGGUUUAUGGACCCAGAUACAUUCAUCCCAGUUUCACUGUUAUCUUUACUCUAUGGGGUCACAGCUAUAUGCCAAACAAGCUCACCAUCACUGAUAUCAAUAGGAAUGGGAAAAAUGUGUCUCCAGUUGUAUUUCAGCUCUGGGGGAAACAUUCCUUUUUGCUUGAGAAGCCUCAUGAUCUACACAUUUCAAUCUUCUCAGAAGACCUAGAUUUUGAAGUGAAACCCGAUGAAAAAAGAAAAGAAAUUAAACAGGAGCAGCUGAAAGCUGGAGAAGUUAUCCACCAACAAUUUCUGUUUUCUGCAACAGACAGCAAGAUAUUACACUCAUUUUUAUUCCUGGUCAGGGUCCACAUUCCCAACGAGAACUCAGUGGCACAGUUUUAUGUAAGGUCACCUGACCCAGCUCCCAACUUAGGUAGGCUUCCCAAUCAGCCGAAUGUUUUGCAGAAAAUGGAAGGGAUCAAGUACUACCCUCUGUCCCUCACAGUAACUGCCAAAUACCCCAAGUUUCAAAACAAAACACUGAACUUUGCCAAUUAUGGUGUCACUCUGAAAACAGUGUUAAGGCAAGACAAAAUCUCUUACCUCUUGGAAUAUUUCAAAGGAGACACCAUUGCUCUUCUUGGAGGAGGCAAGGUGAAAGCCAUUGGCCAGACCAAAGUCAAGGAAUGGUAUGUAGGAGUCCAUCAAGGGAAGCUUGGUCUUGUGCAUUGCAAAAAUGUCAAAGUAAUUUCAAGGGAACAAGUCAUUGACAUGUCAGAGAGUGGGUUUACAACCCAGAAACUCCUGGAACAGGCUGCCCUGCCCUUUAAGAAGAUGACCUAUAUCUACUCAACUGUGUUGACCCUGGUAUCUGAAAAAAUUUUGGACUGGAAAGCUUUAGCUGAUGCACUGGGCUAUUCAGAGUUGACAGCAGAAGAUUUUGACCAGAUGCAAGUUGACAAAGAGACAGAGAGAGUGUCUUAUGUUGUCAAGAAGUUGAAGGAAGAUUGUCAUGUGGACAGGAACCGGAGAAGCUUUCUUUAUGAACUUGUGGUCGCGCUGCUGAAGAUAGACUGCCAAGGCUUAGUUAUGCAUCUAAUACGGGAGACUGCGAUUCUGACUUCAGCUGUCAAACUGGGGAAAGGCUGGAGGGAGCUGGCGGAAAAGUUAGUGAGACUCACAAAACAACAAAUCGAGGCCUAUGAGAUCCCUCACCAAGGAAGAACCGGAGAAGUUAUCACAGAGAUGAUGUGGAAACCUGCAUAUGAUUUUCUCUAUACUUGGGGAGCACAUUAUGGAGAGAGUUACCGGGACGUGCUGCAAGAUUUACAAUUGGCUUUGGACAGAAUGAAAAAUCCUGUGACAAAACACUGGCGAGAAUUGACUGGGGCCUUAAUCUUGGUGAACUGCCUGGACAUUUUGAGAGCAACAUCCUUCCAUGUUUCAGAGGAAGACUAGUUUUGUUUUUGAGGCAAAGGAGAAUGGACUGGAUGAUGUACAAAUAUUUGAUUUAUUUUUUUAUGUUUUUGGGGAAAACUUGUUCUUUUGAUGAGAGCAUUACAAAUAAAAACAUUUUAAUUA
Monodelphis domestica (gray short-tailed opossum) is the source of this 3824-nucleotide messenger RNA. It is a transcript of the gene MACC1, whose product is annotated as MET transcriptional regulator MACC1. Lineage: Eukaryota; Metazoa; Chordata; Mammalia; Didelphimorphia; Didelphidae. Gene Ontology annotation, cellular component: cytoplasm. The record is from RefSeq and is a predicted model, not a curated record.